GACGAAAUUUCCCAAGGGAGAGAAUCGGACGUCAGCCCAACUCUACUCAAAUACACUUGAAGAAUCAAACCCACCCUUUAAAAUCCGACGACUCCCCCUCCUUCCCCUCCGUCUUCCAUUAUCGCCGACGCAAGUCCGAGUCAUCCUGCCGGCCGAUUCUCCGCCAUGGCCAUAGCUGCCGACCACAAGUCUCCGUCCGACGGAAAAUCCUGGAACUUCUUCAAGCUACCGUUUCUUCACUCUGCCUCUGGGAAUAAUAGCACCAAUACGACGUCUUCGUCGUCUUCGUACAACGCUCAUCACCAGAAUAAUCACAGACAUGAUGAUAACAGUAAUGAAAUCCAUAAUAAUCAUCCACUUGUGGAGGGAUCGAACCCUCCUCACGCCUCAAACUCGGUAUCUUCUGUUGCGAGGUCGCUCCUCCCGGCCCGGCGUCGGCUCAAGCUCGAUCCGUCUAAUAAGCUCUACUUUCCCUAUGAACCUGGCAAACAGGUAAGGAGUGCGGUUAGGAUUAAAAAUACGAGCAAAUCCCAUGUAGCUUUUAAGUUCCAAACUACUGCACCAAAGAGCUGUUUCAUGCGUCCUCCUGGGGCUAUUCUCGCUCCUGGAGAGAGUCUCAUAGCAACUGUGUUCAAGUUUGUGGAGCUGCCAGAGAACAAUGAAAAACCAGAUAAGAGCAAGCUUAAGUUCAAAAUAAUGAGCCUCAAGGUCAGAGGAGUAACAGACUACGUACCUGAGCUGUUUGAUGAGCAGAAGGACCAAGUGGCAGUGGAGCAGAUAUUGCGAGUUGUUUUUCUAGAUCCUGGGCGUCCUAACCCUGCCAUGGAAAAAUUGAAGAGGCAAUUGGCUGAAGCUGAGGCUGCACUUGAGGCUCGUAAGAAACCUCCAGAAGAUGCCGGUCCAAGGAUUAUUGGGGAAGGUCUUGUGAUUGAUGAAUGGAAAGAGCGGAGGGAAAGAUACCUUGCCCGACAGCAGGUUGAAGCGGUAGACUCUGUAUAGAGUGGUGCUUGCGUGUUGUUUGGCGUCUACUUAGUUUAGAAUUGAGUUUUCUGUUAAGUAUUGUGUUUCAAUCCCACUAAAUGUAUCUUGUAAUGAGAAGGGUCUUUGUAUUCAUAGAAUGAUUAGUAAACUCCCAACUUCUUUUGGUGAAAGAAAGACUCGCGAGGUGAAUCUCCUACACUUUUGAGGGACUCAAUGGUCAGCCAUAUGGCACCUGAUUCUGGAUA
This is a messenger RNA of Carya illinoinensis, 1226 nucleotides long. Its product is annotated as vesicle-associated protein 4-2-like. The transcript has 7 exons. Gene Ontology annotation, cellular component: plasma membrane; endoplasmic reticulum membrane. Bases 166 to 999 code for a protein of 277 amino acids. Lineage: Eukaryota; Viridiplantae; Streptophyta; Magnoliopsida; Fagales; Juglandaceae. Gene Ontology annotation, biological process: endoplasmic reticulum membrane organization. The record is from RefSeq and is a predicted model, not a curated record.